Molecule: messenger RNA, 2838 nt
Organism: Diuraphis noxia (Russian wheat aphid)
Lineage: Eukaryota; Metazoa; Arthropoda; Insecta; Hemiptera; Aphididae
Product: protein FAN-like
Molecular function (GO): protein binding
Source: RefSeq, a predicted model, not a curated record
UUUGUUGGUAGGUUUACCGAGACUAAAAAUAUUAAUUUUAAACAAUUAUUGACUUCAUAGUUAUUUAAUUAUAUUACUAUUACGUCUUAAAAAUAAUCAGCAAACAAUGUAUUGUCAGAUACUCAUAAGUAUAUUACUUUAAAAUACAACCGGUAUUUUGUUUUUCCUCGCUAUACCAUGGAAAAGAAGGAAAGAUUUUCAUUGUUGCUGUUGGAACCUGGAGAGUACUAUUUUGAAGAUUACAUAGCUUCAUUAGCAAUUACUGAGAAUGACACAUGGCUUAGUGGACGACUUAAAGUAUGUUCAUUAUCACUAGUUUUUGAUCCAAAAGAUUAUCAUAAACCAAUUUUAAAGAUACCGUUUACACAAUGUGGAUCCAUUACUAAGAGUUCAAAUGAAGGUUCAAAUAUAUUAAAUAUAAUAAGCAAACAGCACAUUGAAAUGUUAGAUCAUAAUGUGUUAGAACCCUACAAGUUUAUUAAUGAAUUAUCACUAUUCAGAAUUGAUUUAAAAUAUGCUCGAGUGGAGGAAUGCUUGUCUCUUAUAUUACAACUACAUCGAGCUUCUUCAUUGCAAACUGCAGAACAUAGACAUAUGGCUGCAGCAAUAGCAUUUGGUAGACAAACACUUAUUACAUUUGACCCAACAUGGUUAGAGUUGGGUGAAAAUAUAAUAAUGGAAGAAGUUGGUCAGAAAAUAACACCUCUCAGUAUAAACUCUGGGAGAAUAGUAUUGACUACUCUACAUGUGUAUUUCCAACCUUUCAACAAUAAUGAGGUGGGCUUAGAAUUUGAAUAUGAAAUCAAUAAACAACUUUACUUGACAUUCAAAAAUACUGAAAUACGAGAUAAUUUUUAUGAUAAUUCAUUAAAUCAGUCAAAAUUAAAAAUGGAAAAACGGGAAAGAUGCAUCAUGACACUGAAAUGGCAAAACGGCGCUUUGUCUAACUAUGAUUAUUUAUUGUACUUAAACAGUUUGGCUGAUAGAACUGUUAAUGAUCUGACACAGUAUCCUGUUUUUCCGUGGGUUGUAGCAGAUUACUCAUCACCUACCCUAGAUUUAACUAACUCAAAUACAUUCCGUGAUCUUACUAAGCCUAUUGGUGCCUUGAAUCCAGAAAGAUUAUUAAAACUCCAGGAUAGAUACAAUGAAAUGAAUGCACCUAAAUUCUUAUAUGGAUCUCAUUAUUCAACUCCUGGAUUUGUUUUGUUUUAUUUAGUACGCAAAUAUCCUCAAUACAUGUUGUGUUUGCAAAAUGGUAGAUUUGACCAUCCAGACCGAAUGUUUAACAGUAUGUCAGAUACUUGGAGAAAUGUGUUAAACAAUAUGUCAGACUUUAAAGAGCUAGUUCCUGAAUUUUAUGACACUGAUCAGUGCUGUGAUUUUUUAACUAAUAAAUAUGCUAUUGAUUUUGGAACCAGGCAUGAUGGUCGCAAAGUUGGUGACGUUGAACUUCCACAGUGGGCAAAUAGUCCUGCAGACUUUAUUUCUAAAUUGAGACAAGCUUUAGAAAGUGAUUACGUGUCUAAUCAUAUACAUCAUUGGAUAGAUCUUAUUUUUGGUUUUAAACAAAACGGACCAGAAGCAAUUAAAGCAAAUAAUGUGUUUUACUACUUAUGUUAUGAGGGAGCUGUUGAUUUAAACAAUAUACGAGACUGGAAUCAAAGACAUGCAUUAGAGGUACAAAUUAUGGAGUUUGGACAAAUACCAAAACAGAUAUUUGAAAAGCCACAUCCACCCAAAACAUGUUUAUUGAUUAAAGAUUUCCAAAAGCUUGGAAUUUUAUCUAAUAUAAAACAGUAUUGGAAUUGGAAAAAUUUGAGUGUUUUAAAACUAUUCACUACAACUAAACAUAGAGAUAUAGCUACAAGUGUAAAACUUAGUGAAGACUUGCAAACAGUUUGGUCAGUUGGAUAUGAUGCUAUGCUAAAAGUUCAUUGCAUAUCAACCCAGAAACAAAUUAGAAGUGUUAUCGUACAGGGUUUUCCUGUUAAAUUUAAUGAUAUAAUUUUACCAUCAAUUUAUACAUCAACAGCGCUGAUUGCUACUAUGCAUGGCUCUUUGAUUGUUUAUGAUAUUGACUGUUGUCGUAUUACUGAUGAUUUUAGAGCUCACGAAGAUUCUAUAUCUUGUUUAGCUUGGUCUAAAACCGGAUACUUAAUAACUGGUUCUUUAGAUUGUACUGCACGUAUUUGGAAGGCUCCACAAGCCCCUUGGACCAAAAUUGAAUUGAUAACUUCACUCAAAGCUGAACUGGAACAUGAAAAUAAAGUCACAAGUUUAGCUCUUUCUGAGGACAAUAAAUUAUUGGCAACUGGGACUAAUGUAGGAGAAAUUUUUCUGUGGUCAUUUCUUGACUAUUCAUUUAUACAACAAUUACCAGGACAUUCAGAGAAUGUAAAUAAAAUAAGUUUUAGUCGUGAUUGCUCAAAACUUCUUUCGUGUUCGGAUGAUUGCUGUUUCAAAGUGUUUGAUUCUGAUAGUGGAUUAGAACUUUACUCCAAUACACUUAAAUGUCCAUUAAAAACACUAGCAUGGGAUGGAUAUCAUGUUUUUGUUGGUGGUGAAAAUGGAAUGUUGUAUUUGUGGGACUUAGAAAAAUUUGAACUUAUUUGUAAAGUCAAGGCACAUUCUGGUGGAUUAUUUGAUAUCGAUGUUUCUAAUGAUGGAAGUAUGAUUGCUACUGCUGGUACAGAUUGUUUAGUACAUGUAUGGAAAACAUCUUUUGAUAUUUAAGAAUUCUAAUGUUAGUAUUAUUACUAAUUAAAAAAUGUAAUACAUCUUUUAUUUUUUGUUAAACCUAGUUUAUAUAAAUAUACUUAAACAUCUGUUGAUGUG